AUGCCUGGCUGGGACCACGGGAUUCUGAUUACCCUACUACGGAGGCUCGUCGAACGACAACUUCUCGCGAUGAAUGUCGACGACGGGUGCAUAACGCUUGGUUCGCCAAAGAAUGUACUUGGCGGUUGGGUCAAAGAACCAGAUCUCUGUUGGUUCCUCGUGACCUCCUGUUCUCAACCAAGAUGCGUUGUUGAAGUUGGCACGUCCAAAUCUGCCAGACGACUUUCUAUCGAUGCGCAUGGGUGGUUAGAAGCGCCCCACUCAUCAGCGCAAGCCGUCAUUACUGUUUCUUUCAAGUAUAUAGAUGCAGAGAAUGAACUGAACCCCCUUACAAUCUCCGUAUUGGAGCUAGUGGAUCGCAUUAGUAAUGUAGACUCUCGCCUCUCGCCUCUCACUUCUGCUCGUACAGCCGCUCUAGAUAUAUGGAACGUCGGUGGUAGUUUGGCAGUUGCUGGAUUUCACGUCGUUAAAGACGAAGAAGAUUUGACUGUGACUACCAAGGAAAUCCGUCUUCGCUUCGAGCUGUUUACUAGCCGCCCUGCUUUGAAUGAAGGUGAACAUGAUAUUGUCUUGACAGAAGAGAUGGUUAUUAGGCUUGUACGCCAAUUGUGGGAAUACCGUCAGCAGUAUGGGAUUUCGGUAUGA
Penicillium egyptiacum is the source of this 645-nucleotide messenger RNA. NCBI's taxonomy places the organism in Eukaryota, Fungi, Ascomycota, Eurotiomycetes, Eurotiales, Aspergillaceae. The record is from the annotation of a GenBank genome assembly.